This is a messenger RNA of Ciona intestinalis (vase tunicate), 1986 nucleotides long. The record is from RefSeq and is a predicted model, not a curated record. Lineage: Eukaryota; Metazoa; Chordata; Ascidiacea; Phlebobranchia; Cionidae.
AAUAAUUUCCCAGACAUGACAGAUUCUGUAUAUUAUAUAUUGUUUCUAGUGUGUUUUUGCUGCUCCCAUUAUACACAAGCAAUAUGGAGAAUGAAAAACAUUGCCCUUCCACCCCACCACUACGCAAGCUUUGACACCAAGUAUCGCUCACCGAAUGAAAUAGAAUGGGAAUGGGUGGACCAUGAUAAUGUGCCGGCACCAAUCACAGCAUCUCAGGCUUGUGAAGUGGAGAAGGGAACGAAUAUUUCGGUGGCCCUGCAUUGCCAUGAUAAGGGAAAAUACACAGUCACUUCAUCUUGUUCCGAAUGCGAUGUUGAAAUUGAUCGGAAAAAAGUGGUAAAAGUUGUUGAUUCUCCGAGAUGUUUCUUUUGGAAAGUCAGUGUUCAGAAACAGAAUGAGAACUUUGUGUUACAGAUCUCUGUGUCAAAACUGCAAGCGUCCUACCAUGAUGAUCCCCAUUCUGCGUUUAUUCCCCAGUUGUUUCGAUCCAGAGGGGAAAGGCCUGUUCUUACUACUAUUGUUGGUCAUGAUGUUAGAAUUGCUGCAUCAAACUUCAAUGCUUCUGGUCGAUUCUGGGAAGUUACAAUUCAUGAAAGUGAGAUCUUAAAAUCUGAAUAUCUUUACAUUGAUUCAUAUUUCCACCUUGGCAUGCUUGGUUGUGUCAUAAUGCCAACUGUAGUGUUCGCCAAUCAAGAUGAAAAUGUUGCAAUUCAGGAUGAAUCCGGUCCCCUGCUUGAACCAGCCACAGAAAUUCAAUAUAAAACCUUCACGUGCAAGUGUAGGCCUCAUGUAACAGUGCUAGCUACCAAGAAUCAACUUCUACUUACUUUAAAUAAUUUUGUUACAUCCAGAAAAAUGAGAAUUGGUGGUAAUGUGGCCGCCAAACAUGGUGUUAUAGUAAGUGACAUAGGAGUAACAGCAAGAACACUUUAUAUUUUACUUGAUGGUCAUUUAUAUGGUGGGAGUAUCAUGGACAAUGUUUUGGAAUUAAAGGAAAUUUUAAUUCCCGGUUUGAUUGACAGUUUGAUCGGACUAGCUACUUCACCAAAUUGUUUAAUCAACGACCGACAAAGUCAAUACCUCACUCUUGAAAGUGACAUCAUAAUAACAUGGAGCAAAACAAAGAUUUAUUUCUUGGACCGAUUUUUGACGAAUAGAUGGGAGAAUUUAAAAAUGGAAGAUAAACAUUCAGGUUCUGAAAUUGAAAAACUCUCCCUGAGUGUUGUGCCUGGUAAUCUUGCUCUCACAUUGGUUGAUGAACAACAUAAAUAUCUUAUAAUAUGCAAGUUUAAGUAUGGCCCACAGGUCAACAAAACUAUGCAUUGUAAAGACUUUGGAUUUCUUCAACAUGUUUUAUCUACUGAUGGUUUAAACUUUGCAUUCAUAAGCACAGUCUACCACAGUCUAGUUCUAUGGGAUAAAACAAAUAUAUACUAUUUCUAUAACGAGGGUAGAGAUAAAGGAAACUUCACUGAAAUUAAUUCAAUCAAAUCUGUCAUUUUCAACCAUGACCACAGUCAAUGGUUGAUUCAAACUGAUGAUAAUGUGUUGUAUUAUGGGAGUGGUAGAAGCCAUAAGCAUACAAGGUUGGCAAGGGUGGAUGCUCGAAGUGAGCUGAAUGUGACGUAUGUAUUCGAUAGAGUGGAUGGACAAUGUUUGAGGAUUACAUGGGAUAGUGAUGCCACAAAGAAAGAGAAAUACCAACUGAGCCAGGAAUUAUAUUCAUCUGUUCAUGUUACUGAACCUAACCAAGCUGCUAUGUGCGAUUACAUUGAUAUUCAAACCACCCUAAAAACAUGGGGGAAUGUGAUUACUUUGGAACAAAAAACAGAUGUGACCUCAGUGAACCUCACUCUAAUUCACCCAACUUUCCUAAAAAUGCACAUCGAUAUUUUAUCCAAUGUUGACUCAAUUAUUAAACUUCCACCACCCAGUGUUGCCGUUAGCACGCACUAUCAUCCUGCUAUGCCACAGAUCUGUAUACAG